UGUCUCAAAAUAAAAAGUAGUUGCAAAGGGAGAGUAAACAGAAAAAACCCAAAUUGACAGACAGAGAGUGACAACGAUACCGUAGCAAAUGAGAAUGUAAAGAAGAGAGGAGAGGACAGAGUGGUAGUGGAGAGGUGAAUGAGGUGAUGAUGGCAAACCCUAGAAGAAACUCAUUAGCAAACACAAACAACAAUCAGAGCUCGAUCUUCGUGAACCAAACAUCAACACCAACACAUGCAAACUCAGCCUCCUCUCGUAUCAUUCACUUCCUCAAGAAGCCUCACGCUUUCCCUUUUCUUCUCUCAGUCUUCCUCUUCCUCACAUGGCUUUCUCUCAAACUUCAGCACACUAAUUCCCGCUUUUCGCCUCCAACUUUAGCUCGCGCCCAGCAGACUUUGAAUCACCAUGACCAUGAGGACGAUGCUAAGGCUGGUUUGGUCAGAUUCCCAUCUGGGUUUCCUUCCCCUCUUGCUAAAGACACCCGUGGUUGGAUGCUCGACCCCAUCUCUCUUGCCCUAACUCAUCACCUUUCGGGUGGAGCUGUGACUUGUGCUUCACUUCAUCUUGGGGAAAUUCGACCUGGUGCUUUAAGGGGAAAUCACAGACAUCAUACUUGUAAUGAGACACUUGUCAUUUGGGGUGCUAAAACAAAAUAUAGGUUGGAGAACAGCCAAGUAGUUGGUAAAGGUUACGCUGAAGUGAUAAUUGAUGCAGACGAGGUUGCUGUUGCAGCUAGCCCAAGCGGAACUGCCCAUGCUUUAGUAAAUGUGGAUCCAAUUCGAAGUUCAUACUUUAUAGGGUGCCAAGACAGUAUUGUGACUACUGUACUAGGGCAUUCCAAGAAAAAACCAUCCGGCUUGUCAUGGAAUUAUGCUGCAGCUUGUGAGAAGCUGGAAGAUAUCCAUGAAGCAUGCCGUGGAGGAGUUGUCCAGAGUCUUCAUUGCAAAACCAUCCAUGUACCAAAUUUUGCUGUUCAAUACCAAAGAAUUUGUGGCAUCAGUUCGUGCUGUCUCUCUAAUUUGUUUAAACCAAUUUUGCUGAUAGAACAUUAGCCUCUGAGCAGAUAGGCAUUAGAAUAUGAUAGUAUCAAAGCCCAAAUAUUGUAGUUUUGCUGUAUGUUCAAAAGGAAAUUUUGAUGGAAUCAAAAGUUUGUGCAUUUCUCUUUUAAA
Messenger RNA from Quercus lobata, 1169 nucleotides. Its product is annotated as RmlC-type cupin. NCBI's taxonomy places the organism in Eukaryota, Viridiplantae, Streptophyta, Magnoliopsida, Fagales, Fagaceae. Gene Ontology annotation, cellular component: trans-Golgi network; endosome. Bases 147 to 1052 code for a protein of 301 amino acids. The transcript has 5 exons. The record is from RefSeq and is a predicted model, not a curated record.